GGAGGGGCUGCAGAAAAUGCUCUGUCUGAGGAGUUAAUGAGAAACUUGUUCUGAGCUACAACUUUGCUGCUCUAAAAAGUCUUUUGUGCUUUCCAUCAGUCACUUCAUUCUACGACAUUUAGGGUGUGAUGAGUUUAGGAUAGAGGUUAUUGCCAUAAGUAUAACUCCAAGCCCCACAGCCACUGCCCGAGGCUCUCAGGUGACCCCACAACCUGGGGACAGCAGGGAAAUACCAAAUCUGGGGCUGCAGCAUCUUUCCAGGUGGGGUGAACACUUUCAUCCAUGCAGAGAUGGGAAAGAACAAAAACCUCCCAUCUAUUUUUUCUGUUUGCUGGGUGGCAGUGGGCACAGAGCACUGGAUCAGCUCUGUUUAUGAUAAAGAUUGUUCAUUAGAGGGGUGUGACACAGAGAGAUGCGAUAUUCCCAGCAAAGCGUUCCAAGGAUAUUCCUGACCUGUUCACAGCGCAGGAGAAGCAUCACUCGAGCAUCCCUCCCACGCCGCCCUGCCCAAAGCACCCCCUGCCCCCGAGCCGCAGCGCAGGGGUGGGAAGGGACACGGGGGACACGGGGGGGACCCGAGCGGGGCCGGCCCCGGGCACACCCCGCCCCGGCGGGGCGGGCCGAGCCGCCAGCCCCGAGCCGAGGGCUGUAAAAGCGGGGCAGCGGGGCCGGGGAGCAGCGAGCCACAGAGCGGCCGGGGCUGCGUGCGGAGCAGGUUGCACCAAGUGCCAGGAUCGCUGCACAAACGAGCAAAACGUCGUCCGAAAUGGCAGCCGAGGGGGACAAAAUGAUGGCAGGAAGGUUUGUGGGGAGCACAGAUCCCAUCAUGGAGAUGCUCAGCGCUUCCAUUACUGUCGAUCAGAGACUGUCUGAGGUGGACAUCCAGGGGAGCAUGGCUUAUGCCAAAGCCUUGGAGAAGGCUGGAAUCCUGUCCAAAACUGAGCUGGAAAAGAUCCUGAGUGGCCUGGAAAAGAUCUCUGAGGAAUGGUCCAAAGGAGUCUUUGGUGUGAUCCAGACUGAUGAGGAUAUCCACACUGCCAACGAGCGCAGGCUGAAGGAGCUGAUUGGAGACGUGGCUGGGAAGUUGCACACUGGCAGAAGCAGGAAUGAUCAGGUUGUGACUGACCUGAAGCUGUUAAUGAAGAAUUCCCUCUCCAUCAUCUCCACGCACCUUCUGCAGCUCAUUAAGACCCUGGUGGAACGUGCUGCCAUAGAAAUCGAUGUGAUCCUGCCUGGCUACACCCACCUGCAGAAAGCUCAGCCCAUCCGAUGGAGCCAGUUCUUGCUCAGCCAUGCUGUUGCUCUGACCCGCGAUUCUGAGCGCCUGGGAGAGGUGAAGAGGAGGAUCAAUGUCUUGCCUUUGGGAAGUGGAGCUCUGGCUGGAAACCCCCUGGAAAUCGAUAGAGAGCUGCUGCGCAGUGAGCUGGACUUUGCUUCCAUCAGCCUGAACAGCAUGGAUGCCGUCAGCGAGAGGGACUUUGUGGUGGAAUUCCUCUCUGCUGCCACCCUGCUGAUGAUCCACCUCAGCAAGAUGGCUGAGGAUCUCAUCAUCUACAGCACCAGCGAGUUUGGCUUCCUGACCCUCUCUGAUACCUACUGCUCUGGCAGCAGCCUGAUGCCUCAGAAGAAGAAUCCCGACAGUCUGGAGCUGAUCCGCAGCAAAGCCGGGCGAGUGUUUGGACGGUUGGCUGCAAUUCUCAUGGUCCUCAAAGGACUCCCAAGCACCUACAACAAGGACCUGCAGGAGGACAAGGAGGCUGUUUUUGAUGUCAUAGACACCCUGAAUGCUGUGCUCCAGGUUGCCACGGGAGUGAUUUCCACCCUCCAGAUCAACAAGGAGAACAUGGAGAAGGCACUGAGCCCUGAGAUCCUGUCAUCUGACCUGGCUCUCUACUUGGUUCAUAAAGGAAUGCCCUUCAGACAAGCCCACAUUGCUGCUGGCAAGGCCGUCCACCUCGCCGAGACCAAAGGCAUCACCAUCAACAAUCUCAGCCUGGAGGACCUGAAGAGCAUCAGCCCCCUGUUUGGCAGCGACGUGGCGCAGGUGUUCAGCGUGGUGAGCAGCGUGGAGCAGUACACGGCCGCGGGCGGCACCGCCAAGAGCAGCGUGUCCGCCCAGAUCGAGCAGCUGCGGGAGCUGCUCAAGAGGCUCAAGGAACAGGCUUAGAGUGUGGGGAGAGAUCCCGUGCCUGCAGCGGUGUGCCCGUGCCACUGAUCUGGAGUUAAUAAACACUGGGGUGUCUGUA
Messenger RNA from Vidua macroura (Pin-tailed whydah), 2246 nucleotides. Its product is annotated as argininosuccinate lyase. The record is from RefSeq and is a predicted model, not a curated record. Gene Ontology annotation, molecular function: argininosuccinate lyase activity. NCBI's taxonomy places the organism in Eukaryota, Metazoa, Chordata, Aves, Passeriformes, Viduidae. The transcript is spliced from 17 exons. Bases 767 to 2167 code for a protein of 466 amino acids. Gene Ontology annotation, cellular component: cytosol.